Molecule: messenger RNA, 2040 nt
Organism: Ipomoea triloba (trilobed morning glory)
Lineage: Eukaryota; Viridiplantae; Streptophyta; Magnoliopsida; Solanales; Convolvulaceae
Product: acid beta-fructofuranosidase-like
Exons: 6
Coding region: 28-1923 (631 amino acids)
Biological process (GO): carbohydrate metabolic process
Molecular function (GO): beta-fructofuranosidase activity
Source: RefSeq, a predicted model, not a curated record
UAAUUUCUCUCUCUCUCUCUGCAAGAUAUGGCUUCCACCGCCGGAGAUCAGUCGAGCUAUGUGGCCAUUCCGGCCGCCCUGUACACCCCAUUGUUGCCUGAAAACACCGCCAAACGUCGGCCUUCCGCCAAGAUUAUCUGCCUCGCGGUGGCGGGGAUGUUGGGUGUCGCAUUGUUGCUGAUGGCAGUGCUGGAUUAUAAAACCGCCGGAAUCGUCUCGGAUUUGCCAAUGCUACACGAUGACGUGGCGGUGGCGCGUGGCGUCGCCGAAGGCGUCUCCGCCAAGUCAGCUGCCCAUUUAUUGCGACAAUCGGCUUUCGAGUGGAGCAACCAGAUGUUGGGUUGGCAAAGAACUGCCUAUCACUUCCAGCCGGACAAGAAUUGGAUGAACGAUCCUAAUGGUCCAUUGUUGUACAAGGGAUGGUACCAUCUUUUCUACCAAUACAAUCCGGAAGGGGCUGUAUGGGGUAAUAUUGUUUGGGGCCAUGCAGUAUCAAGAGACCUAAUCCAUUGGCGCCACCUUCCCAUUGCCAUGACCGGCGAUCAAUGGUACGACAUCAACGGCGUUUGGACCGGCUCGGCCACCUUCCUCUCCGACGGCCAGCUCAUCAUGCUCUACACCGGCUCGACCAACGAGUCGGUCCAAGUCCAAAACUUAGCCUACCCGGCCGACCCCUCUGACCCCCUACUAGUCGAGUGGGUCAAGUACGAGGGCAAUCCGGUCCUGGUCCCACCACCGGGGAUCGAUGACAAGGAUUUCCGCGACCCCACCACCGCGUGGUCCACGUCGGAGGGCAAGUGGCGCAUCACCAUUGGGUCUAAGGUUAACAAGACCGGGAUUUCAUUGGUGUACGACACGUUGGACUUCAAAAGCUACGAGCUCUUGGACGGGGCUCUUCAUGGGGUUCCGGGUACGGGUAUGUGGGAAUGCGUGGAUUUUUACCCGGUAUCCAGAUCCGGAGAAAACGGGCUGGACACGUCGGAUCAUGGCCCCGGCGUGAAACACGUGUUGAAGUCCAGCCUUGAUGAUGACCGGAAUGACUACUAUGCCCUGGGAACUUACGACGACGGCGCCGGAAAGUGGACGCCGGAUAACCCCGCGAUUGACGUCGGAAUCGGGUUGAGAUAUGACUACGGAACAUUCUACGCCUCCAAGACGUUUUAUGACCAAGAAAAGAAGAGAAGAAUUCUUUGGGGUUGGAUUACUGAGACCGAUAGUGAAUCCUCUGAUAUUCAAAAGGGUUGGGCUUCGCUUCAGGCCGUUCCAAGAACUGUCGUGUAUGACGACAAAACUGGCAGCAACCUGAAACUAUGGCCAGUUGAUGAAGUGGAAAAGCUGAGGACCAAAAAGGACGAAUUUGAAAAGGUGGUCGUCAAGCCCGGCUCCAUUCUGCCAUUAAACGUCAGCUCAUCUAAUCAGGUGGAUAUUGUGGCUGAGUUUGAAGUGGACGAGGAUGUUUUGGAGAGAAUGGUCGGAAGCAACGAGACUUACUCUUGCAGCGGCCACGGCGGCGCCGCCGAGCGCGGUGCAUUAGGGCCGUUCGGGCUGCUUGUUUUGACGGACGAUGAAUUCUCAGAGCAGACUCCCAUCUAUUUCUAUUUGGUUAAAGACGUGAAUGGAAACCUCACCACAUUCUUCUGCGCCGAUCACUUAAAAUCCUCUCGAGCUACCGAUGUCCGGAAGCUCGUCCAUGGAAGUAAUGUGCCAUUCUUGAGCGGAGAGAAGCUCACCAUGAGAAUACUGGUUGAUCAUUCGAUUGUGGAGAGUUUUGGUCAAGGAGGGAGGGCGUGUAUAACAUCGAGAGUUUACCCGACAAAGGCAAUCUACGAGAAUGCUAAACUCUUCUUGUUCAACAAUGCUACUGAAUCCUCGGUUACGGCAUCGCUUAAGGUUUGGCAGAUGAAUUCUGCAGAGAUUAAUUAAACUAUUCCCUGUAAAUUUUGUAACAAAAUUUUAUUUUUUAAAAAAUUUUUUUGUAAUGUUUAAUUUCUUAUUUAUUGCAAUUAAAUGUUUAAUUUGAUAAUUCAUAAUUUGUUGAAA